ACUUCCGGCAGAGAGGGCUUGGCCCCCAGAGAGGGCGGGGAGAUGACACAGUUGUUCCCCCAGCCCCGCGGGGCGGGCAGCAUGGUUCACUCCAGCAUGGGGGCUCCAGAAAUAAGAAUGUCUAAGCCCCUGGAGGCCGAGAAGCAAGGUCUGGACUCCCCAUCAGAGCACACAGACACCGAAAGAAAUGGACCAGACACUAACCAUCAGAACCCCCAGAAUAAGACCUCCCCAUUCUCCGUGUCCCCAACUGGCCCCAGCACCAAGAUCAAGGCUGAAGACCCCAGUGGCGACUCAGCCCCAGCAGCACCCCCGCCCCCCCAGCCGGCUCAGCCGCAUCUGCCCCAGGCCCAACUCAUGUUGACGGGCAGCCAGCUAGCCGGGCUCACGGCGCUGAUGCCAGCUCAGCAGCAGCUCCUCCUGCAACAAGCGCAGGCCCAACUCCUGGCCGCCGCCGCCGCCGCCGCCGCCUCCUCCACCUCCUCCUCCUCCUCCUCCUCCUCUUCCUCCUCCUCUGCCUCCUCCUCCACCUCGCAGCCCCCAGCCUCCUCCGGGGGAGGCGACCUGCCGCCACCACAGCCUGCCAGCCAGCCCCCCGGGACCCCACAGCUCACCCUGUCCCAGCCCAUCCAGCUCACAGCACAGGACAUACAGCAGCUCCUCCAGCUCCAGCAGCUGGUGCUUGUGCCGGGUCACCACCUCCAGCCACCUGCUCAGUUCCUGCUGCCGCAGGCCCAGCAAAGUCAGCCAGGCCUGCUACCAACACCAAAUCUAUUCCAGCUACCUCAGCAAACCCAGGGAGCUCUUCUGACCUCCCAGCCCCGGGCAGGGCUGCCCACACAGCCCCCCAAAUGCUUGGAGCCACCAUCCCACCCCGAGGAGCCCAGUGACCUGGAGGAGCUCGAGCAGUUCGCCCGUACCUUCAAGCAACGCCGCAUCAAGCUUGGCUUCACGCAGGGUGACGUGGGCCUGGCCAUGGGCAAGCUCUACGGCAACGACUUCAGCCAGACGACCAUCUCUCGCUUUGAGGCCCUCAACCUGAGCUUCAAGAAUAUGUGCAAACUCAAGCCCCUCCUGGAGAAGUGGCUCAACGACGCAGAGACUAUGUCUGUGGACUCAAGCCUGCCCAGCCCCAACCAGCUGAGCAGCCCCAGCCUGGGUUUCGACGGACUCCCCGGCCGGAGACGCAAGAAGAGGACCAGCAUCGAGACAAACGUCCGCUUCGCCUUAGAGAAGAGUUUUCUAGCGAACCAGAAGCCUACCUCAGAGGAGAUCCUGCUGAUCGCCGAGCAGCUGCACAUGGAGAAGGAAGUGAUCCGCGUCUGGUUCUGCAACCGGCGCCAGAAGGAGAAACGCAUCAACCCCUGCAGCGCGGCCCCCAUGCUGCCCAGCCCGGGCAAGCCGGCCAGCUACAGUCCCCAUCUGGUCACACCCCAAGGGGGUGCCGGGACCCUGCCGUUGUCCCAAGCUUCCAGCAGUCUGAGCACAACAGUUACUACCUUAUCCUCAGCUGUGGGGACACUGCACCCCAGCCGGACAGCUGGAGGGGGUGGGGCCGGGGGCGGAGCCGCGCCCCCCCUCAAUUCCAUCCCCUCUGUCACUCCCCCACCCCCGGCCACCACCAACAGCACAAACCCCAGCCCUCAAGGCAGCCACUCGGCUAUCGGCUUGUCGGGCCUGAACCCCAGCACGGGAAGCACAAUGGUGGGGUUGAGCUCCGGGCUGAGUCCAGCCCUCAUGAGCAACAACCCUUUGGCCACUAUCCAAGCCCUGGCCUCUGGUGGAACCCUGCCCCUUACCAGCCUUGACAGCAGCGGGAACCUGGUGCUGGGGGCAGCUGGCGCGGCCCCAGGGAGCCCGGGCCUGGUGACGUCACCACUCUUCUUGAACCACGCCGGGCUGCCCCUGCUCAGUGCCCCGCCUGGCGUGGGCCUGGUCUCGGCAGCUGCCGCAGCCGUGGCGGCCUCCAUCUCCAGCAAGUCUCCUGGCCUCUCCUCCUCCUCCUCCUCCUCCUCCUCCUCGUCCUCGUCCUCCUCCUCCACUUGCAGUGAGGCAGCAGCACAGACCCCUGGAGGCCCAGGGGGGCCCGAGGCAGGGUCCAAAACGGAGUGAGGGCCUGCCGUGCCUCCCCUCCUACUCCUCUGACCACUGCCUCUGUCCCCCACCUGGCCUGGGAAGAGGGCGAGGAGGCCAGUGGUGGGGGCGCAGAGGGUCCUCGGAGCAGGAGUGACAAGGGAGGAAAGACCAAAACAAACAAACGAAAAGAACAACAACAACAAAAACCAACCAACCAACCAACCAAAAAAAGAAAAAGAAAAGAAACCAACCAACAGAAAAGAAAACCAAAAAUAAUCACAAAGAACCAGCUGCCCCAAAAGAACCAGAGGUGACAAAACAAACAAAAAAAACCAAAAACAAAAUCCCUCACCAAACCAAACAAACCAAAAACCAGUCUUGAGCCAGACCUCAGUGUGCUCACCCUCACUGCUACGACACCAAAUAAGAACCCCAGCCGGGGGCAGAGAAGCCUCGGCAGGGCGGACCUCACGCAAGCCCCUGGCUGUGGGGCCAGAGAAGGAAAAAGAGAAUGUGCCAGCCUCCCAGCCCCAGCCCCCAGCCCUGGGCCAGCGAGGGCAGGGCACAGCCUGGGGCCGACGGGUGGGCCCAGAACCACCCGCGAAAUAUUCUUUUCCAGAAGGUGAAAGAGAAAGGGCCUGAACAACCUUACACCAAAUAUUCAGUAGCUUCAUCCAAAGGAUGUACAGUUUUUAGCGUUGUGCUCAACAGAAUGUGUCCCUAUCAUGUGUCCCCUCUCCCUUGGCUCUCAGCUCUCCCCUCCUGGGCAGGGGGUCUCGCUUUAACCUCCUCCCUCCCCGCCAGGGGAGAGUUCAGGGGAAGGCCUGGGAUGACUUUUCACCCUUUGUACCUCCCCCUUUUCCCUUUGAAGGGUGGGCUAGGCCGUUUUGCCAAGUUCUAGCUCUCACAUGACCCCCCUCCCCCCGUCCCCUCCUCUGCCCUGGCAUCUUCCCCUAUCCCUAGCCCAUGGGAAGGUGGAAGUGUCAGGCAAGAGGGAAUGAGGUGAGGGCAUUCAAAUUGUCUUUUUUUCCAUCCUCGUCUGUCAGUUUCCCUGAAAAAAAAAAAAAAUUCAUAUUCCAGUGCCUAUCCGUGGGAUCCUUCACGUUCUUUGACAUUGACCAGAAACCAAAAAGAGAACUCACCUCGCUCUUCCCACCCUGUACCCCUCCAACACUGGCAGAUGCCUCUUCCUCUCCCCCUACACACGCACACACGCACCCACGCACCCCAGUGGUGGGGUUCCUCAAGAUGGCGUCCCCAUCAGGGUCCAUGUGGCGGGGACAGUGCCAUGACCUGUGGUCCCCAUCCGAGAGGGUGCUGUGGUGGCCACCACUCCCACGAGACCUCCCUCGAGUCUUGGCUGGACCCUGUGUUUGCCCAGCCCUGGACGCAUCUUCAUCGACAGAGGAGAGACACUGCUGGGAGCCACCUUGCCCUCCUGCUAUUGUGGAGGCCAACAAAGUUUUGAACCAAAAAAAAAAAACAAAAAACGAAAAAACAAAAACAAAAAACCAAACAAACAAUAAAUUAAAACUAGAAAAAGAAAGAAUUUAUAGAUAUAUAUAUAUUUAAGGGAAAGAAGACGAGGACUCUUCAAAGAAGAAGAAGGAGCCGCGAGGUGGAGCCAAGCCCCUGCACCAGCGGUCCAGGCCCUUGGUCCCCAAGGCGGAUGGAAGGAUGGAUGCUUCUUUCUCUUCACAAAUACCUCAUGGACGUCGUCUUCGGGAAAGCCGCAGGGGGGCGGCUGGGGCAGGGCCUGCCCCUCAGCCAGGGUGGAUGGAAGCGGGUGGGCAGGGCUGAGAGAGGGUGUCAGGGACAGGGGUGAAGAGCCCCCCAAGCUCCCCGCCCCCCCAAUCAACUGAAAAAGCUUUAAAAAAAAAAAAACAGGAAAAAAAGGAAUAAGAAAGCAAAAAAGAAUGGACGAAGGAAAACUAACAAACUUUCGGGUGGUUUGAUUCCUCCUCUGAGUUCUUUUUCUGUUCUCUUCCGUCUGUCCUGUCUCCUCCUCCUCUCUGUCUCUCCCUCUUCCUCUCUCACCUCUCUCAAUCUCCUUCUUUCUGUGUCUCUCCUCAAACCAAAGUGUUGUUGUGAAGGACGCGAGCCAUUGAAAUCAGAGCAGCCCUCGGCCCUCGGCAGGCAGGAGCAGAGGGAGGGGAGAGCCCGGGAGCGGGGCAGCGCUGCUGGACACUCCGAGGAGAGGCAGACAGAGCCUUGGACGCCACCCUGGGCCCUGAGGCCUCAGCGUUCUCUUUCUUUCUUGUCUCCCUUCUCCCACCCGGGAAUGAAACUGUUGGGCUGGGCCACGGAGGCAGCAGAGCCUCGGCUGUUUCGGAGGUCUUGGGGUGCCUUGUCUGGGCAGCGGUGGAGUGGCUGCCCCUCCCACCCUGGCCCCGAUGGGGCCUGGCCUGCCAUCCACCCAUCCUCGCCAGAAUGUAAGCAUCUCCGUUGAACCGACUCCCUGCCCUUACCCUACCUCUGAGUUUGUCCAUUUUUAUUUCCUGAAGAGAAGGGACUGGCAAGAGGGCCCGGGCCCCAGCCCAAGGGUGGACAGGGGGCCAGGGGCUCCUGAACAGAUAGGAAGGACAUUUGAGCAGAGCCAAGUGAAAGGAAUUACAACCAAAAACCCCUCCGAGAAGACAGGCAGCAUGGAAGGCAUGGUGGAGAUGACUCAAACAAAAACUGAUUCUAGACCAAAAAAAGGAGAAAAAAAAGGAAAAAAAAAAGAAAAAAAGGAAAAAAAAAGAAAAAAAAGAAAAAAAAAAGAAAAUCCAGGACUCACCACCACCCACUUCAUCCUGCUUCCUCCCCAUCAAAUCCUGCCACCUGGGACCUGUCCUCCAGCCUAGUGUGGGAGGAGUGGGGCAGAGAGGAGCGGAGGAAGCAGGGGGCAGGGAUGGGGCCGACGCCCUGACUUGGUGGAGGGACCCCUGUGCAGCUGGGGUGGUGGGGGCCCUCCCCAUCCAACCCCCAUAACUGGGAAAAGAAAAACAAAAAAAGAAAAUCCCUGGGAGGGGGAAAAAUAACCAAAUCCCAAGCUUUAACUACAGCUGUGAAACCAAAUAUUGGGAAGGGGGUGGGAGGGAGGGAGGGGCAAGUGUGCCCCAGGUCUCCCCCCGGGCCCCCUCCCUCGAGGACUCGAGAUAAGGCACCAAAUACCUCAUAGAACUUUAAUGUUAAAAAAUGGAAACCAAA
Molecule: messenger RNA, 5268 nt
Organism: Phacochoerus africanus (Common warthog)
Lineage: Eukaryota; Metazoa; Chordata; Mammalia; Artiodactyla; Suidae
Gene: POU2F2
Product: POU class 2 homeobox 2
Exons: 16
Coding region: 43-2112 (689 amino acids)
Biological process (GO): regulation of transcription by RNA polymerase II
Cellular component (GO): nucleus
Molecular function (GO): DNA-binding transcription factor activity, RNA polymerase II-specific; RNA polymerase II cis-regulatory region sequence-specific DNA binding
Source: RefSeq, a predicted model, not a curated record